Molecule: messenger RNA, 4469 nt
Organism: Plutella xylostella (diamondback moth)
Lineage: Eukaryota; Metazoa; Arthropoda; Insecta; Lepidoptera; Plutellidae
Source: RefSeq, a predicted model, not a curated record
UGUGGUGUAUGAACGCGCCUGCGAGCGCGACACGCCAGUGUGACAUCGUCAGUAAUAAACCGGCCUUCGUCUUGUCAAGUUCACUGUGUUUUAUUGCUAUAGUUUGCUACCUACCUCAUAUAUAUCAUCUGGCGACGAAUUGACGACCCGCGCAAAUAAAAUGUCGAAUUUCAUUGGAAACAUCGGUAUUUUCGAUUGUAAAAUGCAGGAUUGGAAGAUUUUCGAAAGUAGAUUGCAACAAUUCAUCAAAUUAAAUAGUGUGAAGGACGAUAGCAAAUGUGCAGUGCUACUGACGCAUCUCAAUGAUGAGUCUUAUCGCCUGGCGCGGAACCUUGUAUAUCCGCGCGAACUGGAGGCGGUCACGUACGAUGAGCUGGUGAAGGCGCUCAGCGACCACUUCACGCCGAGGAGGUCUACCUUCGCCGACCGGGCGAAGUUUUACGACGCAACGAGGGGCGAGUACGAGUCUGCCGAGUCAUGGGCGGCGCGGCUGAGGGGCCUCGCGAUAAACUGUGAGUUCGGCACCGAGCUCGACACUCUGUUACGUGAUAAGUUCGUGCUGGGCAUGAAUGUGGGUGCUGAGCGAGACCGUCUAUUCGAGAUGGACGCGAAGACCCUGACGCUCUCAAAGGCGUUGGAGGUGGCUCAGCAGGCAGCCAGCGCGCGACAGGCGCGCGCCGCGAUGGUGAAGGAGGAGCCGGUGUUCCGCAGCAGCAGCACGGCAGCGGGCAGCAGCGGGCGGCGAGGCGGCGCGGCGCGAGCGGGCGACGCGGCGCGAGCUGGCGGCGCGGCUUCCGCCGUCGCGAGGGACGAUGGCGAGCCGCGCUGCUCGAUAUGUGGGUUGAAAAACCAUAACGUAUACAGGUGCCGAUACCGUAAUUAUCGAUGUGAAGUGUGUGGUGUGAAAGGCCACUUAAAAAAAGUGUGCAAAAAUAAAGGUACGCGUUCUGGUCUGCACAAACUGGACACUGAACCAGAGGCUUCUCAGGAAAGUGAGUGCGACGAGUGUAAAGAAUGUGCGGUUUUUAACCUAAGGUACGUUUCAUACCAACCAAUUAAGCUAAAUGUCUCAGUUAACGGUUCAUUAUUGUCAAUGGAAUUGGAUUCGGGCUCAGGAACCACAGUAAUUUCUGACAAACUAUAUUAUAAUCACUUCUCAGGGUUCCCACUCCAAAAAAGUAAUGUAAAAAUGUGUCUUUACAACGGCCAUAAAAUCACGCCCUUGGGUUAUUUUGAGACAACAGUGUUAUAUUCGGGUAUUUCAAAAUUAAUACGAUUUUUCGUUGUGCAAAAUGGUGGUCCGCCGUUGUUAGGGCGCGACUUUAUGGCUGAGUUCAAUGUGAAUUUUACAGUAGGUAAUAAUAAUGUUACUGUAGAACAGCAAUGUAUAGGAGAAGUGCCCCAGUUAAUCGAUGAAUAUAAAGAGCUAUGGUCGGAAGGGUUAGGGCGAUUUAAUAAAUUUAAAGUAGAUUUUAAACUUAUAGAAGGAGCGGAGCCAAAGUUUUUUAAACCUAGACCAGUUCCAUUUGCUUUGAAACCAAAAGUGGAUGAAGAGAUCAACAGAUUAGUAGGUUUAGGUAUUUUAGUACCAGUUGACUUUUCGAGAUAUGGCACGCCAAUCAUACCAGUUCUUAAGGAGAACGGAAAAGUUAAGAUCGCUGGUGAUUUUUCAGUUACUCUGAACAAAGAUAUUUAUGUAGAAAAACACCCGAUGCCUCGAAUAGAGGACAUAUUUUCAACCUUAAGGGGUGGGGAGCAUUACACAAAAAUCGACUUAAGCAACGCAUUUAACCAAUUUGAGCUAUCAGAAAAGUCUCAGGAGCUCACAACCAUUAGCACCACCAAAGGACUAUUUAAAUAUACUCGUAUGGUCUAUGGUCUUGCAAACGCUCCAGCUAUAUUCCAAAAAUCCAUGGAAUCCCUCAUGGCAGGGCUGGACGGAGUAACCAUUUGGUUAGAUGAUAUCUGUGUCACUGGUCCAAAUAAAGAUACACAUUUGAAAAGAUUACGCGAAGUAUUUAAGCGGCUUCGUGACUCGGGGUUAAAACUACAAAAAGAGAAAUGUGCAUUCUUCCAGAAAAGUGUAACGUACUUAGGAUAUGUCAUAGAUAAACAUGGCAUAAGACCAUGUCCCAAAAAAGUUGAGGCCAUCGCUAAAGCGCCCUGUCCAACAAACGUUUCUGAAGUUAAACGAUUUUUAGGUGUCGUUAAUUAUUAUCGUAGCUUCGUCCCACAAGCUUCCAGCCUGUUAAGCCCUUUGCACGAAUUAUUACGCGACGGUGCAGAGUGGGAAUGGACACAUCGUCAUCAGAACGCAUUUGCGUCCAUGAAAGAAGAAUUAACUUCUGAACGUAUCCUAGCGCACUGGGACCCAACCGCUCAGCUCGUGCUGACGGUGGACGCGAGUCCUACCGGGCUCGGCGGCGUAUUGUCUCAGAUCGCGUCCGAUGGCGAGGAACGACCGCUUGCGUACGCUUCAAGGUCACUGUCUACAAGCGAAAAAAACUAUAGCCAGAUACAAAAAGAAGCUACGGCUAUAGUUUUCGGUGUAAAGAAAUUCCACCAAUAUUUAUAUGGUAGACAGGAACCGUUCAUUUUAAAAACUGACCAUCGGCCGCUCUUAUCAAUAUUUGGAAAAAAGAACGGCAUAUCAGUUAUGGCAGCAUCGCGCUUGCAAAGGUAUGCGAUAUUCUUAUCAGCAUAUAAUUAUACUGUGCAAUUCAUCAGUAGUGAAAAUAACGUUGUAGCUGAUUUUUUUUCACGCGCACCGAUACCGGAAAUUAAUUCUAAAUGUAAGAGUGACGUCACCGCGAAAGAUGACGACUUGUCUUUUCUCAAAUUCUUGGACGCAAACAUAGCUCCAGUUUCAUUUCGGGAGAUAAAACAAGCCAUGGAACGGGACAAAUUAUUACAGACGGUAAUUAGGUAUGUAAACCAUGGGUGGCCACGAAAAAUUUCAUGUAAAUCGACAUUACCAUAUUUUCAAUGCAAAGCCGAUCUAGAAGUAGGAAAUGUUUCGUCACCGCAUGCUACAAGAACUACAUACGGGUCAUUUUGGCAUAGUAAAAUGUAAGAGUGCGGCACGUAGUCGGUUUUGGUGGCCCUCAAUAGAUAAGGAUAUAGAAGCAUGGGUGGGGGCGUGUCCGCAGUGCGCGAGUGUGCGCAGCGCGCCGCCCCGAGCGACUCCCGCGCCGUGGCCGCGUGAAUCGUCUCCUUGGCAACGUUUGCACAUUGAUUAUUUAACAUUUAACUCCAAUACUUACCUAGUAGUUGUAGAUGCGUAUAGCAAAUGGCUAGAAUGUUUAUCGAUGGACGGGGGCACUUCCACUAAUGCACUUAUAAAUAAAUUGAAAGAAAUAUUUAGUCGGUACGGCAUGCCAAAAACCAUUGUAUCAGAUAAUGAUGUAAAGAUAAAAUCCGCUGAAUUUCAAAAUUUUUGUACUAACAACGGCAUCCGACAUGUAACUUCACCUAUUUACCAUCCGUGCAGCAAUGGCCAAGCUGAAAACUCAGUGAGAACUUGUAAGAAAAUGUUACAAUGUGUCCUGAUAGAAAAUUUCAAUUGUACUAAAGCUAAUUUACAUGAUAAGCUGUUGGGAUUCUUAUUUGAUUACCGGAAUAAGACUCACUGUGCGACGGGCAGUUCACCCGCUAAGUUGAUGUUGGGCCGAGAGUUACGGUCAAGGUUAGAUCUUGUUUUGCCCGAUUACGAAUCGAAAUCAACUCACAGCCUGAUAAGUUGUUCAAGGGAGUUGAAGGUAGGUGAAACCGUGUGGCUAAGAUGGUAUGUUGCAAGAAAAGGAACUUGGACAUUAGGAAAAAUAUUAGGUAUAUUAGGUAACCGAAUGUUUACAGUGUUAGCCAUAGAUUAUAAUGAACAAUGUAAGCGUCAUAUUGACCAACUUAGAAAGUACACCGGUUCUACCAUGGCUCAUAAUCAGGAUACCGCAGACGUAGGAGGCCACAACGAUGUAGGCUUAUCACUACCACUGCCUCCAACAUCAACUGAGAUUAGGUCACCUUCUCACUCUUCAGCCCAAACUGUAAAUGUGUUGCCACAAGACACGGUUGAAAGUAACGAUUUAGAAGGGGAAGAGGACCAUUGGGCAGAGGCUCAGGAGGUUGUAACUGAUGCCACGCCACUGCCUGAGCCCACGGUAGACUCGGCGAUCCAGCCACCAACAGCCACGCCGGAACACGACACACCCGGUGAUGACGGUUUGUUGUUGGAUCGUGAUAGGCCAUUGCGUAAGUGUAGGUUAAGAAAAGUUAAUUAUAAGAUAUAGUUUAUUAUUAGAACUAAUUAAACAUAAUAUGGUUAAACUUACUUAUAUUACUUACUAAUAAUAUAUUGAUGUUGUUAUUAGGGUUUCUGAAUAAGGAGGAAGGAGUGUGGUGUAUGAACGCGCCUGCGAGCGCGACACGCCAGUGUGACAUCGUCAGUAAUAAACCGGCCUUCGUCUUGUCAA